Dermatophagoides pteronyssinus (European house dust mite) is the source of this 1122-nucleotide messenger RNA. RefSeq names its product tyrosine 3-monooxygenase/tryptophan 5-monooxygenase activation protein zeta (gene 14-3-3zeta). Lineage: Eukaryota; Metazoa; Arthropoda; Arachnida; Sarcoptiformes; Pyroglyphidae. The record is from RefSeq and is a predicted model, not a curated record.
CAAAUUAUAAAAAUAUAAUUCCCUGAAAUCUGAUAUAUAUAAUAAUAGUCGUCGGUUUAUUGUCGUCGUCUUCAUCUUCUUACAAAUACAAUCAUCUUUCACCAAAAAUAAAGUCAUUGUUUUAUAUUAUAAAUUAAAUUUUUUUUUCAUCAAAAAACUAUCCAAUAAAAAAAAAUGGAACGUGAAGAACUUGUACAACGCGCCAAGCUUGCCGAACAGGCUGAAAGAUAUGAUGAUAUGGCUGCUGCCAUGAAACAAGUCACCGAAACCGGCACCGAAUUAUCGAAUGAAGAACGUAAUCUUUUAUCAGUAGCAUACAAAAAUGUUGUUGGAGCAAGACGUUCAUCAUGGAGAGUAAUCUCAUCGAUUGAACAAAAAACUGAAGGAGCUGAACGUAAACAACAAAUGGCACGUGAAUAUCGUGAAAAGGUCGAAGUUGAACUUCGUGAUAUUUGUUAUGAUGUAUUGUCACUUCUCGACAAAUACCUGAUUCCUAAAGCAAGCAAUGCUGAAAGUAAAGUUUUUUACUUGAAAAUGAAGGGUGACUAUUAUCGAUAUUUGGCUGAAGUGGCUACUGGUGACCGAAGGACGAGUGUUGUUGAAGAAUCGCAAAAAGCCUAUCAAGAGGCAUUCGACAUCUCUAAAAAUGUUGCUGAAGAAGCCCAAAAAUCAUAUCAAGAAGCAUUUGACAUUUCAAGAUCUAAAUUACAACCAACACACCCUAUUCGUCUUGGUUUGGCAUUGAAUUAUUCAGUUUUUUAUUAUGAAAUAUUGAAUGCUGCUGAUCGCGCCUGUCAUCUUGCCAAACAGGCCUUUGAUGAUGCCAUAGCCGAGUUGGAUACACUCAAUGAAGAUUCAUACAAAGACAGCACUCUAAUUAUGCAGCUUCUUCGUGACAACUUAACUCUUUGGACAUCCGAUACACAAGGUGAUGGUGAUGAGCAGCCAGAUGCUGGCGAUAAUUGAUCAUAACCGGAUCUCCUCCUUACUACCACCACCAUCCCCCUUCACACACAUAAAUAUUCUUUAUCCUUCUCUAUUAAUUUCUUUUUGUCUCUCGUUUUGUCUCGUUACACAUACACACCACCAUACAUUUAAUAAAUAACAACAACAGAAAAUACC